Messenger RNA from Galendromus occidentalis (western predatory mite), 2241 nucleotides. RefSeq names its product O-fucosyltransferase 2 (gene O-fut2). Lineage: Eukaryota; Metazoa; Arthropoda; Arachnida; Mesostigmata; Phytoseiidae. Bases 146 to 1993 code for a protein of 615 amino acids. Gene Ontology annotation, molecular function: peptide-O-fucosyltransferase activity. Gene Ontology annotation, biological process: protein O-linked glycosylation via fucose. The transcript has 2 exons. The record is from RefSeq and is a predicted model, not a curated record.
AUCAGCCAUCGAGAGGGUGGAUGGUGCGGAAUGACGUGAGCCAUCGAUCUGGGUUAGUGCCGUCGAUCUGCCGAAAGUACAACCCUCGAAAAUUCGAGAACACAAGGGAGUUCUGUAUGAAAUCUAAGAAGAUCCCAACUCAGUAAUGGUGGUCUCAAUUCGGGCGCUGAGUAUCUGCUGUUUUGUGGUAAUCAGUCUGUCAUCGAGCCAGGUGUCCGCCGAUGAAAAAUAUCUGCUCUACGACGUGAGUCCGAACGAGGGUUUCAACCUUCGACGAGAUGUCUACCUCCGGGUCGCGAGAUUCGCCAAGGAUGUGGGUUACACGCUGGUUCUGCCUCCGUGGGGUCCUCUUCCCCAUUGGAAAGGCCCAUCGGGCCUAAUGUGGCAGAAUUUCUUUGACAUCGAAAGCCUCAACAACUACACGAAAGUGAUAGAAUUCAGAGAUUUCAUGGAUCAUUUUGUCGGCGAUGUGCUCAUCGACAAUGUCUACGUUCUGAAGCACGCUCCUCUGACGAACAACAUCGACGACGCCUUUCGUUCUGUGGAAUGCGGCCGAAACAUAGGAUACAGACUCGAGAAUGGAUUAUACGAGGGCUACUUCUUCAAUGAGGAGAAGAUCAAGGCUCGCAAAGUCACUUGUCUGGAAAUCACUGGGGUGAGCUCUGCUCUAGCUCCUCUUUUCACCCACGACUCGGCAGUGAUGAUUGACCAUGCCGAGGUUGUCCUACACGACGGUUUUGGCGACGAAGAAUACUGGAAAUUGAGGAAAUCCAUGGUCUUCGCGAAGAAAUUGCGGAACGAAGCGGAGUACUUCAUCAAAACUCGAUUUGGGAACGAAAAGUUCCUCGCUGUGCAUCUGCGACGUUCUGACUUCCCUAUUGUCAGGCCGAACGACGUUCCGAGCAUACGCGGCGCCGCUGAACAAGUGAAGAAAAUUAUGCGAGAUCGUGGCUUGAAGAACGUUUUCUUAGCCACCGACGGUGACGAUAAGGAGGUCGAACAGUUCCUUCGACUCGUUCCGGAGACUCUCGUUUACCACCGAUCUACGGUCAGAUUCGAAAACUCUCAGAAUCUCAUCGAAAAUUCGAGUCGGGAUCUCUGCGAUAGCCCCGAUACUAUGAAGGGCGUCGCUGUGCCAGGUGUCGUCUCCAAACAAUGCUCUGGGAACCGAGGCGAUCUGGACAAACCCUGCCGACCGCUGAACGGACACUGUGGGUCAGUCGAAGAAGAUCCCGUUCUCAAAGAGCUCUCUAUGGAAGAGAAAAUUCUCCCUGGAGGUGGGAGUUGUCCCAACGAGGAACAGGAGCGAACCUUAUCGGAGUCGCGCGAGUUCCCGGAAAGUUGCGGGAAGCCCGAACUCUCCGUCGGCAAGCCCUCGCUCUUCCAAAGCUCCUGUCCCGAUGGAUCCAGCGCUAAUUUCGAGUCGAUCGCGGCAGAGCAGAAUCUGCUCAAAACUAGUCAUGAGAAGUGUGAAAAUGAAGAUCAGGAAAAAGGUGUGAAGGCCCAAUCGAAAGUCAAGUUCGAACCCAAAUGCCCAGACAGUCGUUCUCUGGAUCAACCGUGCACCGACAAUAGCUGUCCCUCCGUUGCCCAACAUCGGAGUGAGCCUCAACUAACAGGGAAAUCGAACGUGAAAGCUGUCGACAAAGGCACCACCGAAUCCCCCAAGACCUGUGACUGCUCGGACAGCACGGAAUUGGGCAUGGCUUGCGCAGGGGAUACGUGUACACCAGGAGAGCAUGCGGAUUCAAUCGAAGGCGAAUCUCAUCGGCCUCGUCCGCCCUCGCUAACUGAAGGCCAAAUCGCGAUAGUCGAUCAGAUCAUCUGCUCGAAAGCCGAGAUGUUCGUGGGAUCGUUCGAGUCGACAUUUUCGUUCCGAAUUCAAGAGGAACGAGAGAUCCUGGGUCGAGCUCCUGAUACGACUUUCAACCGACUCUGCGCCGAUGGGGAAACAGACUGUCGGCAACCUACGAGGUGGACGAUCGUGAACUAACGGGAGACGGACGCACGUUCGAGCUCAGGAAACCUUGAACGAUCCGAAGCGACCGAUCGGAGCCCGAAUUUGUCUCUGAUCUGAUUCUUCCCCGACCUGAGAGGUGUCAGUCAGUCAGACGACUCAGUGUUGACCUGAUCUCGAACCGGAGUUCUGACACGGGAGGAGGAUUAUCUCUUUUGCGAAGGUUUGGAAGCUGACGUCGGGGGAUGUCCGACAAUGUAAAAAGACGUGAUGAAUAAAUUGAG